UAUCGCGACGGUAUGCAUGCACGGCCAACGUCGCGGUCUUUCAGUGUCGAGCUACAACAUGGCCGAGAAAUAGCUCUUUUAUUAUAAACUGCGCGGUCACACUUUAGGUUAUUCUUUUUUUUUUCGUUUGUCUAAUUUCCAUUGCCGUACGGGUGCUGUAACUUCUAACUAAAGGAACUUCUGGUUUCUGUGAGUGUCAAGUUCGGUGGUUCCAACUUGGAUUUAGCAGAGUUCGGAGAUACGACGACGUAUGUAAGUGUCAAGUCGGUGAAGGAUAAACGCGUAGACACAGAGGCCCCCAUAAAACUCUACCAGAAUCAACCACAAGAAAAGAUACAAGUAGACUCACAUGUGCUAAAAGAAAAUCCAAAGAAAAAUGAUCCAAAGCAGUUACAAGGCAAUGUAUCGGCCAAACUUCUACGAGUCUACAUGCCUCAGGUGCGACGAGACGGUCUACCAGGUAGAUCGCGUGGGUCCAUUAAAAGAUUUUACCUUUUUCCAUAGCGGGUGUUUUAAAUGCGCGGUGUGCGGUACCAAAUUGACAUUAAAAACGUAUUAUAAUAACCAGCACCGGCAGGAGGACAAGGAGGUGUACUGUAGCGGGCACGUGCCGAAAAUCGGACCGGGACAUUUGGACGGUAGUAGUGUCGGUAUUCGAAGUGCGUUGAAUGUUCCAAAGAGUUCGAAUUUUGUGAAUGAGCAAAUUAGGGGACCGGGUAGGAGUAGUGUGGACGCCGAUGCCCUUCAUGUAAGAACCCAGACAAACGGUUCAUCGAACCCCCCGCCUCACUCGCCCCCUUAUGGGGAGAGACAUUACAGUCCCACCACUUACACAGACGGCGCAUCCCCUACGGGAUACCAAUAUGGCAGGUUUGACGCCAGCGCCCUCCACAUAGCACACGCAUUAAAACAGACAGAAUUGCAGAAAAGUUAUAAAAUACAUCGAGAGAAACCUAUUGACGCGUAUUUGGAUCGCGAUGAACAAAGAAGAUUAGAGAUGAAACAUCGAAAAGAAGAAGACGACCUAUUCAGAAAAUUUGCUAGACAACGCGAGGAAGAAGAUCGACGAAUAAGGGACGAAUUCAGGGAUGAAUGGGAAAAGGAAUUGGAACGACUUACAUCGAGGUUUGAACGAGAAAUGCAAAUGAAAAGAAAAAGAGACGACCAAAACAUUUUAACCCUGAGACACCAACAGGAAAGGGAGGAUUUAGAAAAAAAUAUGACCUUAAGGAGGGAUAAGAAAAAGGAGAGUUUAACCAGAAAAAUGUUGGAGCACGAAAGGGCUGCAACGGCCGCCCUGGUCGAAAAACAGAGCCACGAGAUGUUGGAGCUGAUUAACGAAAAAAGGAGCGAAUACAUGCAAGCAGAAUCUUUAUACUUGGAUCACAACGAUGGAUAUACAGAGGAAGCUCAGCCUUAUCCAGUCCAUGCACCACCACCUGCACCUCCUGCUCUUAGUAAAUUUCAGGUUUACAACGAUCCAGUAGAAUUUUCAAACGUGGACCAAAUCGCUAUUUCAGUAGCUCAGGAAGACCAAAAAUCAUUUACAGAUUUAGUAAGACAGUUAGUAGGGAGAUGUGGUUCAGAUAUUGAGAAAGCUAGGACCAUAUUUAGGUGGAUAACAGUAAAAAACUUAAACACAAUGUCAUUUGACGACAACUUGCGAGGUGACAGUCCCAUGGGACUAUUAAGAGGAAUUAAAAAUGGCACAGAAAGUUAUCAUGUGCUUUUUAAAAGGCUCUGCAGUUAUGCUGGACUUCACUGUGUGGUCAUUAAAGGUUAUUCAAAAUCAGCUGGUUACCAACCAGGAGUGCGAUUCGAGGAUAACCGGUUUAGGAACUCCUGGAAUGCAGUUUAUGUAGCAGGGGCGUGGCGGUUUGUACAAUGCAACUGGGGUGCCCGGCACUUGGUUAAUGCCAAAGAGGCUCCGAAGGCCGGAAAUAAGACCAAAUCAGAUAGUUUAAGAUAUGAAUAUGACGAUCACUACUUCUUAACAGACCCAAAGGAGUUCAUUUACGAGUUUUUCCCACUCCAACAAGAGUGGCAACUCCUGAAGAACCCAAUCACCCUCCAGGAGUUCGAAGAGUUACCAUUUGUCAGAUCCCUAUUCUUCAGAUACGGACUCUACUUCUCUGACCCUAAAACCAAAGCUGUUAUGUUCACUGAUUCAACAGGGGCAGCAACUGUAAAAAUCGCUAUGCCUUCACACAUGCAGGGCACACUAAUCUUCCACUACAACCUCAAAUUUUAUGAUAGUGAUGGGGAUACCUUUGAAGGAGUAUCGCUCAAACGAUUCGUAAUGCAGUCCGUGGUUGGUAACACAGUCGCAUUCCGAGUACACGCUCCUUGUAGUGGGACAUUCUUGUUGGAUAUUUUCGCUAACGCGGUCACGCCCAAAGAGUACCUAACAGGAGAACCGAUGAAAUUCAAGAGUGUCUGUAAGUUUAAAAUAUGCUGCGAAGACUUGCAAACUGUCAUGGUUCCACUUCCGGAUUGUGCCAGUGGUGAAUGGGGACCUACCAAGGCUACCAGGUUGUUUGGUUUGGUACCAAUCACACACCAGGACGCAUUGAUAUUCGCCGGCAGAGAACUCGAACUUCAGUUCCGGAUGUCCAGGCAACUAACGGACUUUAUGGCAACACUUCACAAAAAUGGCGUGGAAGAGAAGCGACUCUCGAAAUUCGUCUCGCACAACGUUUUGGACGACAUCGUCACCUUCAACAUCACAUUCCCCGAGGAGGGACAAUACGGACUCGACAUCUACACCAGAGAAAUGGCCUCGUUACAAGACUCGCCAGGAGAAAAACAUUUGUUAACCCACUGUUGCAAGUAUUUAAUUAAUUCUUCGAAGAGGAAUUAGGUUACCUUUAAACUGUAUUUCGCCAUGUUAUCGAUAUGGCAACGGUGCUUCAAUCGUUUCCCCUUUCAAAAAUAUUUGUUUAUCUAGUCCUGAAUUAAUUUACCUGAAUACGAAACAUGACUAACUGAUCGAAAGGUGCUAAUUUGUGAAGAGAAUUGUACAGUAUUUCUUGCCUUAUUGGAACAGGAACUUGAGGAAGUGCGCCUAAAAAGUGAAUAAGUGUAAACAAAAGCCUCGAUGUGUCAAAUUUGUGUGCUACUCUCUUAAUUAAUAUUACUUACUUAUGAGUUUACUAAAAUUUUUAUUCAUUUUAGUGAUGAAUCCUAAAAUAUUAAAAUUAUUAAGAGCGAACAUUGGUUUUAAAGUUUCCAAUCAUUCGAUUUAUUUAAAAAAAUAAAUAACUAAACAAGCAAACGAUAACAAAUUAAUAGAUUUACUUACAGAAAUAAUAGCUGGAUAUUGUCUGAUCCACAGAUUUGGCUUCUAGCUUUUUGUUUACCUAUUAAACACAAACGUACCCUAUAAUUAUUAAUACUGCAUAGUGCAAUAAAAAAAAAUAAACGAAUGGUCACUAAAUAAAACAAGAUUAAGAUUUAUAUAAUAUAAUAUAAAAGUUUAAAAAAAUAUAUAUUUUUGUAUUUAAUAAUUAUAACUAUAAUGCACAUGUUACAUAUAAAUUUAUAUAUUGUCUGUUAUCUAUUGUUAGUUUAAGGGUUAAAUGUGACGUUUGUAAAUUUCGCUUAACGUCUUCACACACACAUUCCACGAUGUAAUAUUUUGUAUUCCCAUUUAAAAUUAAUAAUCAAAAGUUUAUUUAUUAUAUAAAUAAAAAAUAUGCAGUC
This is a messenger RNA of Anthonomus grandis grandis, 3702 nucleotides long. It is a transcript of the gene Hil, whose product is annotated as hillarin. NCBI's taxonomy places the organism in Eukaryota, Metazoa, Arthropoda, Insecta, Coleoptera, Curculionidae. The transcript has 13 exons. Bases 377 to 2860 code for a protein of 827 amino acids. The record is from RefSeq and is a predicted model, not a curated record.